AUGGCCGACGGAGUGCGGUUGACCGCUCCGACGAUCCUGCUGACCGAACCGUCCGCGCCCCGGACGUCGUCGUCGGCCCACCUGCCGCGAGGCGCCCUCCUCGCCGUUGGCUCCUCUGGCGGUCGCCGGCUGGUGUGCGCGCUCGGCGAUGGGCUGCAGCAUCUGCCGCCGGCCCUCGGCGCCGAGCUGCCCGAGCUGCUGCUUCCCAAGCCGGCGCUGUGCGGCCGUCCGCUCGACCUGUCGGUCGGAGCCCACCGCCUCGUCGGCCACCCGCUCAUGCUGCGUGUCGGGCAGCCGGCCGCCUCAGCAGACGCGCCGUACGACCGCCGGCUUCAGUACCGGCGGACGGUGGCGGCGUGCGCGGUGCUGGCCGCGGAGCUCGGCGAGUCGCUCGCGGAGCAUGAGGCGCACCUCGGGAGCGACCUCUCCCGCUCGGCUCGCGUGCCCGCGCGGCGGCUGGCGACCGUUUUCCUCUGGCAGCGGCGCGUGAUCCACCAGCUGCAGACGUGCCUCCUCGCCGAGCUGUCGUGGCACGAGGGCGUCCCUCGCCGCGCGCUGCUGCAGAUGGUGGCCGCCUUCCCGGACGUGCUACUGCCCGUGCUCAUGCCCGCCGUCGGGGAGGACUUCGAGGAGGCACAGGACUGUGGCUGA
This is a messenger RNA of Emiliania huxleyi CCMP1516, 651 nucleotides long. RefSeq lists its product as hypothetical. NCBI's taxonomy places the organism in Eukaryota, Haptophyta, Isochrysidales, Noelaerhabdaceae. The transcript has 5 exons. The record is from RefSeq and is a predicted model, not a curated record. The coding region runs from base 1 to 651 and encodes 216 amino acids.